ACGGUGUUUAUGUUUUCACUUUACUCAGUUCCGGGUAAAGCUCACCAAGCUAACCGACCCGAGCAGGACGCUAACGUGGCUAACUAACGUGGCUAACUGACGUGUUGUCACCGAGCUCGGCUGCUCUCUGUCGGACACGGAGUGAUGAGCUACCCGGUGAACCUCCAGACUCUGCCGGCUGCGGUGUUUGAAGACGUGUUUACCCCGGAGAAUGUGAGAGGAAGAAACUCCACAAACCCUCUGAUGCUGCUGAGUUUCCCCAAAUCCCGAUCAUCUCUGUGGGACGGCCCCGCAGGAGACAUGCUCCGCCUCCAGCUGUGCUCUCAUAGGAAGCCUCGUGUGGUGCUGUUGGAGAAAGCUUUGCGACUGGCUCAGCGCCACGUCCGUCACAGUAACAAGCCCUGCCUCCACUGUUUCUUCUUGGGAUCAGUGUGUGUGGACUCAGAUGAGGAGGGGGUCACUGUGAAUCUGGACCGCUUCGAUCCCGGUCGGGACCAGGUUGGAUCAUCAGCCAGGGUCCCCACUGCUCUGCUUCCUGGAGACAUCCUUGUUCCUUGUUUAUUUUCCACUCAGACUGAGACGUCACCUGUCACCGUUAUCCAAUCAGAGGCUGAGAUUCAUCACAGCUUCAAGGCUCUGCAGCAGUUUGUGAGCAGCAGACAGACUCUGGAUUUGUCUCAGCUGAUAAAGGUCAGAGGUCGUGUGGUCUGCUGUCAGCAGUCUGACGCUAUGGCGUUCAGUCUCAGCUGGUCGGCCAUCUGUCCAUCCGUCAGAGUGGAAGUCCAGCCGGUCCGAGCCAUUCCCAUCAUCCCCACUGCUCUGCUGAGGAGUCUGAUUGGUGUUGGACGAACGCUGCAGCACUCCACCAACUGCCAGAGAGGGUUUCUGACCAUGGAUCAAACCAGGAAGCUGCUGCUUCUACUGGAGUCUGAUCCCAAAGCCGCCAACCUGCCGCUGGUCGGACUCUGGCUGAGUGGAGUCACACACAUCUAUAACCCUCAAGUGAUGUUGUGGUGUCUGAGGUUCCUGUUCAGCACCGCCCUGCAGGAAAGAGUUCUGUCAGAGAGUGGCUGUUUCCUGCUCGUUCUGUUCGCUACCACUCAUAGAGCUCCACAGUUCUUCCAGUGUCGAGGACCAGGACCUGGACUCCAGCUGGACUGUGAGUUACUCACCGCCUCCCAGUCUGUCACACUCUACCAGCAGAUUGCGUCGGUGGACGGUCAGUCUCUGCAGUGUGAGCUGUCUUCAGACGAUCACAGACAGACAGAGACGUUCAGAGUGGCUCAAAGCUCCUUCAACAGCGUCCCCCCAUCAGCUGCUGUUGUCACCGUCACUGAUCAGGACUCUGGAGUCGAAGACGAAGACCUUUCUCCACGACCGUCCCCAAGUCCUCAUGCCCCCGCUCAGCAGAGUCGUAGAGUUCAGCCGUCUGUCCCUGAACUCUCUCUGCUGAUUGACAGCAGCUUCACCUGGCAGGAUCCUGGCUCCACCCACAGAUCUCUUCCUCAUUCCUCGGCUGACAGGAAGUCUGCUACUCCGAAAGGAAGCACCCCUCCCUCUUCCUCCCAAGCUCCCAGACCUCCCCCUCUUCACCUCCAUAGCACCCCCAACUCUAACCUGCAGCCGCCCUCCACCUGCUACUCCCCUUACACCUGUAACUCCACCCCCAUACUCUCCUCCCCAGCUCCUCCUCCCCCCACAUUCAGAAACCAGCCGAUGACACCUCCUGCUCCCCCCUCCUCCACCCGAGGUCUUCUCCCCCCUCCCUUGCAUCACCCUUCGUCGCCUCCCUCCCCCCUCCUCCCCCCUGCCCCUCCUGGUCCCUGCAGUCAUCCUACUCAUGUCUCCUCCCCUCCCCCCUGCCUCCCCCAUCCCCCCUAUUUAAAUCACUGCAGUGAUCAGGUGGGCGGAGUUGUACCAUCAGACACCUACCAGGUCCUCCUCCACCAAGACCGACAGCUGCGCCUCCUGCAGGCUCAGGUUCAGAUGCUCCUGGAGGCUCAGAUGAAACAUCACGUCAACACUCAGGAGGCCAGGAGCAAGACCAGCGUCGCAGUGGGGACAGGUGCCAGUCUGUUCUGGGCGGACCCUGUCCAGCCCCUGCCCCAUCAGGAGACACAAGCCACACACCCCUCCUCCCCCACCUCUCCUUCCUCCCCCAGCCCCUCCUCCUGCAGACAUUCAUCAUCACAUGACCUUUCCGUCACUGCGACUUUGGGUGGUUCUGAGGCCUGUGACAUCACACAUCAGGUGUCUACCUGCUCCCCUACCGGUCAACACAGUCGUCUGCAGAGUCCAGUGGGCGUCAGUGUGAACAUGUGCAGAGACGAGCAGCAGAGCUUCUACAAAAACCUGAUGACUCAGCUGACCAGUCGUCUGCAGGAGUCGGACGAUGGACAGGAAGUGGAGUCCAGGAGGAGGAGUGAGUCUCUAGUCUCCUCCCUGUACAGUAGGAGGCAGCGGAGUUCAGACCCCGUAGUUAGCGCCACUCUGCGGCAGCUGCAGCAGCUCGGAGUGAAUGUAGACAAAGAAGAUCUGAUGGAGUCUGACAGGAACAGAGUGCGAGAUGUGGAGAGUGUCAGCACUCUGGCGAGCAUCAACCCAGCAGCAGUCGUGUCCAGACUCAGCGUGUCUGAUCUGAGUGUCAGCUCUCUGUGUCCAGGCGGCAGCGUGGAUCUGAGUCUGGAGGCCAACGCCAUCGCUCUGCGUUACCUGAGCGACUCUCAGCUCAGCAGGUUGUCUCUUGGAGGCCACGCCCCUUGUCCAGUCCCAGCCUCCUCCACUGACUCCCUGCUGUCGCCUAGCAACAUGUCUUUGGGAUCCAGGCAGUACAUGAGGAAGUACGGCCUGAUUGAGGAGGACGAGGAAGAGCAGGAGGAAGUCAAAGUUCAGGAGGCGCCGACUCGACAGCCACUGACCGAAGCUCUGAACGCGAAGCCCCUCCCCCAGAGCCAGCUAAUCAGAGACCUGCUGCCGAAGAUGCAGUUGUUGGCCCGAAACGCCACGCCCAACAGAGCAGACAAGGAGAACUGCUCCAGCAAGUGUCCAUCUUUAAUGAGGGCGAGCAUGCGCCAGACGGAGGGAUCAGUGGGAAAUAUCCUUGACCUGAGUCGUCUGAGACAGCUGCCCAAACUCUUCUAACGCGGCGCCACGGAAACGCUCUCGUUUAAACUGGAGUCUGGCUUGUGGUGCAUUCGGAGUCAGACUGGUUUUAAUGGAUAACUGAGUCUUCAGCAGCAAAUCAGACAAAAUGUCUUUUUAUGGUUUAACUGGAAAUCUGCCUUGUGUGUGUGUUUGUAUCAUUUUUAUGUCAAUGUUUGUGCACUUUUGUUUUUGUUGAUUCC
Molecule: messenger RNA, 3344 nt
Organism: Paralichthys olivaceus (Japanese flounder)
Lineage: Eukaryota; Metazoa; Chordata; Actinopteri; Pleuronectiformes; Paralichthyidae
Source: RefSeq, a predicted model, not a curated record